Molecule: messenger RNA, 2030 nt
Organism: Corticium candelabrum
Lineage: Eukaryota; Metazoa; Porifera; Homoscleromorpha; Homosclerophorida; Plakinidae
Product: zinc finger protein 157-like
Exons: 3
Coding region: 227-1915 (562 amino acids)
Biological process (GO): regulation of DNA-templated transcription; protein phosphorylation
Molecular function (GO): RNA polymerase II cis-regulatory region sequence-specific DNA binding; DNA-binding transcription factor activity, RNA polymerase II-specific; ATP binding
Source: RefSeq, a predicted model, not a curated record
CCAACGCCUGUCUGCUCGCGAGAAGGCAGUUAGGUGGACUAACUGUAGAGUUGUUUGCCUCUACUGCUGCCUUAUCGAAACGUUGGAACUCGUAGAGAGGUGUGUUGAAGGCGGUAUUACAGAGAUCAACAGCCACACAGCAGCUUUCAAGUGAGCAGUGCCAAGCUAAAACGUUUUCGAAAGUGUUUUUGGGCGUGUAGUCUGUAGAAACGCCCAUAGCGACCUCAUGGAUUCGUCACGUGAUUCGUCUCCAUCUCAAUCUGCGAACGCUCACUCGACUGAUGAACUAGAGCAUGACGACAAUAAUCAGCCGAGACGCAGAUACAAAUUUGACAAACAAUUUCAACAUCCGAUACGCCGCCUCGACACUCACUCAAAUGUUCAGAAAAAGAAGACAAAUUCGUUUAGAUGCCACGCAUGUGGAAAGCGUUUUACCUCUAGAGCUCGCUUGGAUAUUCAUUUGGCGAUUAAUGAUAAAGCAAAGCCUCUGCAAUGCAGGACAUGCGACCAGGAGUUCAUGUACAAGUGCCAACUCGCUGUGCACGCCAAGUCGCACUUGGACAGUUUUCAAUGCAAAGUGUGUGGCAGAAGGUGUCGACAAAUGAGCAGCCUUCAAGCUCACAAAAUACUUCACACCCGAGUCCGACCGUUCGAGUGCAGCAAGUGCGGCAAGACGUUCAGAUACCGCGGACAUCUGGCCUACCAUCUUCGAUGCCAUGCGCGCGCACAAGCGGCUCAACCAGUGCGCAGACUCCGUCUGAAAAAGCUAGACAAAGUCAAAGUUCCCGGGAAUUCGUCCGAAAACGACGACACGUUGCCGUUUCGAUGCGAUCUCUGCGGGAAGCUAUUCAGACUGCGAUCCGCACUCGUAGUGCACCAACAGUGGGAGACGGGAAAGCGUCCGAGAUGUGAGCAAUGCGGGAAACGGUUUCGCUCGUUGCUUUGCCUCCGAGCGCACGCCGCGACGCACGGUAAAAUUAUAACGUGCGCUACGUGCGGCAAAACGUUCACGAAUGGGUUGAAAUUUAGACUGCAUUCCCGGAUGCACGUGGGGAGGGAAGUGAGUCGAUUCCGAUGCAACGUUUGUGGCAAGGGUUUCUAUCAGAAGCAACACUUCGAGGAGCACGUGUUGAUUCAUACCGACGAGAGGCCGUUUGCGUGUCGCUUGUGCGGCGUUCGCUUUCGCCAGGGCGGCAGCAUGCGACGCCAUCUCGUCGCUGUCCACGGAAGAGACCAGACUGAAGGCAGUGAUGAGAUCAUUCACUACAAACGAGACGUCUUUGCUGCUGUGCUGAAUGGCGGUUCUCUUGUGACGAUCCUUUCUAUACAAAAAUGUUCACCCGAUCCCUUCUCUUUAUCCUUUCACUACAAUCAUCCAAACAUCAUCAGAACGUACGGCAUCACGAACGUCCACUCGAGAUCGGUACUGGCGAUCGAAAAACUAGAAACGUCGUUGACAAACUUGCUGAGAACGUUCGGGAACGAACUGACUGUGCGCGAGAGAACGGAUCUGGCGAUUGGCAUCGUGUCAGCAGUCGAGUACUUGCAUCACUCUCACUGUAUACCUCACGGUCGUCUCUCUACUGAUACCGUCUUCUUCACUUCUCUGCUGCGUGCUAAAGUUCUAGACCCGGAUGCAGCGUUAAUGGUGUCUUCUGGUGUUCCAUCGACUUCCAUGUGUGAUGACGUUAUGCAGCUGCAAGAAAUCCUGACAUCUUUGUUCUCUGUCAAUGAUGCAGCGGGCGACUGUUUUUGCAGGCAAAUAGUGUGCCAAGUCCGGCGUGUCGUUGGCUUGUCGUCUUCGAAUGCCAUGUACGCGCUGUUGGAAUACUUGAAUGGAAUUCGUGGUACGCAAGAAUAUCUUGCCUGUCCGGCCAAGCGCUCUGUAUGUUGCCCUUUAUAUCAAAGUUCCUAGUUGCAAUAGUUUUAAUUAGUAAGACUAUGAAUCAGAUGCUGGCACAGUUGAUCAUGUCAGCUUGUGUAGUAGUAGUCUGUUUGCUAUAUCACGUAUCACACAUAAUAAUAUAACA